Molecule: messenger RNA, 7552 nt
Organism: Mercenaria mercenaria
Lineage: Eukaryota; Metazoa; Mollusca; Bivalvia; Venerida; Veneridae
Exons: 4
Coding region: 76-3684 (1202 amino acids)
Source: RefSeq, a predicted model, not a curated record
UGUACUACGGAUGGCUAUAUAGCUAAGAGCUUCAAGUUGACAGGAUUUACUACAUGGAUUAAUAUUUCUCAGAUAAUGGCAGAAUGCAAAGACAAUAACGAGUCAAAAAUCUCAGAAACAAAAUUUCACAACUGGAUAAAAUCUGGCCUAGCUCUUAUGCACACAAGAAAUGGAAUUCAACAGUUCGUAAUUGAUGAAAUCACUUCUUUUCAACAGGCAAUGUACAGCAGCAUUUUGACAUUAUUAGGUAUAGACACAGAUUCAAAAUGUUCAGCAUGCACUACGAACGCUAUCAUCUGUGAUAAGUUAUUCGAAAAGUGCAGGCGAAGAACAUGCAACUCGUUUCAUAGAGAAUGUCCAGAAAGAGGUUUAUGUACUAAAGUGAAAGAGAAAAUAAUAAAAGCACAUAGGUAUAAUGGACCUUCUUGGAUUAAUACUGACGCUAAGCUAUGGUGCAGUGAUCCAUGGCAAAUUGCCAAGUGCUAUAUGCCGAGAGAAGGAUAUAGCACACAGAUGUCAGCAGAGGAAACCGAUUUUAAUGGCAUUGUUAACGUCAUACUGAAUCACGAAAACAUCGCUCAGAAACUUUCUGCAAAGCUUACAGAUAGUGAUAACAUAUUUUGUAAGGCUCGAGCUGUUUCUAAAUUUGUCAGACAUUCAGCAUUGUUUGAAGUCGACGACGAAGAAUUUCAAACCAAUCUCGACGUGUUGACAAAAGUUCUUCAAGAAAAACAGAUUGCGCAGUACCAAGACGCCCAGGAUGCAAUGCAAAAGUUGUCAGAGCUGAGGACAGCCAAAUGGUCAAUCUUCACUUCGAAGGAUGAUAUAUUUGCAGUUAUAAAAACUGCUUUCACUUCUGAAAUGGUGAUGCCACAGACAGAGCAAGAGAAAGAAAAAGUGGAAAUGUUAAAGAUUGCAAUUAAAAUUAUCGAAGCAAAUACGAGUUCAGAUGUACAAUCAGUCAUAUGGCAGCUCCAAAGUUCUUUCGACAAAUAUGAAGAUGAGAAACAAAAAAGGAAACGAAAAGAUAUAUGCAGAAGACUCAUAAAUUCGUAUCGGAGGGAAUGUUCAACGCUGCCGAUCUCUGCUCUGUUUGAAGAAGAGGAUGCUCCUCUGCUGAACUUUUACGUGCAGCCUAUGAUGCAGCAAGUAGAGCACCAUAAAGUUCGAAAACAAUAUAAGACUGUGAAGUCGUAUAAUGAUAUAUUCCACAAAGAUGACCAACUUUGUCGGAAUAUCUACAUCACCGGAAAUGCGGGUACUGGAAAAACAGCCAUUUGUCAAAAGAUGGUUCUCUGUUGGUGCCACGCACAAUCGGCAGGAGAAGCCGAUGAAAAUUUCUCAGAGGAGGAUAUUAAUACAAUGAACUUAUUCAAUUAUGUCUUUUUUGUUUCUCUUAGAGAUACAGAAAUGUGCCAUGUAGAAACUAUGAUACAGCAACAGCUCCUUUCUACUGAAAAAGCAGAAUUAAUUGACCAUAUUCUCGAAGACGAAAAAUGCCUGAUUAUUCUCGAUGGCUUGGAUGAAUGGUCUCAUCCAAAAUCAGCCGCAUUUUGUCCAAUUGAUAAGAAAAUUCCACACAGAAAAGCACGUGACAACUGCAUUUAUUUAACCACUUCUAGACCAUGGAAGUUAGAGUCGAACAGAUUGAAUACAAGACAAAUAGAUCAACAAAUUGUAAUGAAGGGACUAGACAAGAGAGCGUCCGAAAAAUUGACGUCAUUUGUUGUGGAUCAUCUAAACAAAAAGUACUUGGAAGACAGAAAGCCAACGGAGUUUCAGGAGUCUAUCGAGAAGAAGAAACAAGUUGCUGAUGUUUCAGAAAUACCAAUCAUAAAGAUACAGUUAAUAAGUUUGUGGUUUCAGAAUAUUGGUUUAAGUACAAAUUUUUCCAGAUGUGAGAUAUAUGCUGAUACUGUAGAAAUGCUUUUGUCAAGAGCUAUUGAAAGAGAAGAAAGCCAAGCAGCUGCAAGUCGAAAUAGUGAAUCAGUCAAGCAAUUAAAUAAAAAAGAGUUUAAACAGGAAGCACCGAAUGCUAUUUCAAGGCUAACUUUGUUAACAGAGUUUUGCUACCUUCUUUAUAAGAUUGGUCAUCUGGCAUUUGAGAUGCUCUUUAGCACCCCUGAUGGUGAAUCUUCACUUGUUUUUAAAAGAAAUUUUGGCAAAACCUAUAGCCUAUCCGAUAUCGAAAUUGACUUUUUACUUUUUGUAGGAAUCUUGUCGAAGAACAAAGUCAUUGGACCGCAACGCGACCGGUUGAUUAAGCUUACUUUUCUCCACAAGAGCUAUCAGGAGUUCUUUGCGGCAUUGUACAUAUCGAUGAACAAAGACAUUGAUCAUAUCAAAAAGUGCAUAUUUUCUAAAUGUAAGUCGCUGGAAGAAUUUCUUAAAUAUGAACAGAUAUUUAUCUUCCUUUCGGGUAUGAAUGUUAAAGCAAUGGAGACCAUUUCGGCUGAAGUUCAUAACAUGGUAUCUGCCGAUAACAGUGUAAAAACAUACAGACAAUCGGCACACUAUCAGUUUCAAUAUCUAGUUAUUAGAAAACCGUAUAAUACAAUAGCUAGUGAAAUACUGGAACAGGGUUGGAAUGGCGAAGGUGCUCUUAGAUGUUUACAAACCCUUUUGCUGCACUGUUUGGAGGAAGGCAACUGUCCUGGGUAUAAACCUGCAUUGGCAUUAUCAGAUGUCUUCAUCGGACAGGAAUACACCGCCGAGUUGAAAAGACUUCUAGAGAACAACAAGCAUUAUAUAAAAUCUAUCAGCACAGCCGUGUAUACCGGUGAUCUGACAACGUUAAAAAUGUUGGAAAAACUUGUCGUCAAUGAAAAUAUCUAUUCAGAAACCUGCCGAGUUGACAUAGAGCAAUUUGAAACUUACAUACCUAUAUCAAGUUCUUGUUUUGUCAGCUUAUCUCUUGCAAAUUGCACAGGUAGAUUUAAUGUUUCCAAUGGACGGUUUACAAAUCUAACCUCCUUAGCGUUGUGUAAUGUAAUUCUAGAGCAUAAAAACAUAGUUGAGGUAUUUACUUUUAUAUCGAACACUGUAGCUUUAACCCAGCUUUUUUUGUGUGAAAUCAAAUGUUGUGAACAUGAUGAUGUCUGCAGUGGCGGAGUACUGAAUUUGUCUAACCAUUCACAACUCAAAUAUUUGCGGUUGCAGAAACUGUAUGAAUAUGGGUCUCAUGAAACAAAGUUGAAUAAUGGAAGUUUGCAACUACUGGUGAUUCAAGACAAUACUAAAGGGCAAAUUGUGAAGUCUAUAAUCGAAGAUAUCCGAAAUGCUCCAAAAUUGACGGAAAUAGAUAUAGUGGACUUCAGAUCACCAGUUUCAAUUGCUAAUACUUUAGAUAUACUUCCAACUCUUCAAUGUUUGGAAAGAAUCACUUUUCUUGAUGUUGACUUCGGAGAUUGCAGUUUGCAAAUGAAUACUGAAAAUAAACAAUCCUUGAAAAUGGUUAAUAUUUUUCAGUCAUCAUUGACAUUUCAGUCAUUCUGUAGGUUUGUGGACAGCUUGCCAAAUAAAGGGGUGAUUGUCCAUUUACAUGCAUGCAAAGUCACACAUAUAGUAGAUGACUGUACGACAGAAAUACAUAUUGAAGACGCUGCAGAAUAUGUUCGAGCAAAAGGAACAUUUGAAGUUACGUUCACUGGCAGCGGCAGACUGGCUUUCAACUCUAAAAGUUAGACAGAUAAUGUUUGAAAGAACUUAAAGAGGCUAAUCAUGGGUAUAGCAUAUUCUGGUUAGGAAUCAGUUUCCGAAAAAAAUAUUUUUGUUAAUUGUUUCCCAAACUUGAAAAUCCAGCUCCUCUUACAAUGAAAAUACUAUCACUACUACCUUUUUACACAGAAUAAGGCUUUCUUGGGGUCUCAUACUGGGCCAUGAAAAACGUUUAUAUUCUCCAAGCGGUAAACUAGUGGCCGGACAAAUUUUAAUGUUUUGAGGAUGUAUCGGUGGGAUAUUGAAAUUAAACGAUUAAUAUUUUUUACGCUUUUCCAGUCUUUAAUUUUUAAAACAAUGCAUAUUGAGAGUAAAUUCAUACAAAUUUUGACAUCCCUGUAUUCUUGUUUGUUACUUGUUCACAGAAAUUCAAACUAAUUCAUGUCAUAAGCCUAAACGGUAUAUGCUGUUUAUUUGGUACCUCAACAAGUUGAAAAAUGUAGAUAUGAACAUCACAUAUCUUAAUGAGCAUGACUGAAUUAUUGCACGGACAAUGCCGAAAUGUACCGUAGCAGUAAUUAUACGUGACCGGAAAUUGAUUCCAAACCAGUACAUGAAUGAUAAGUUAAUUUGUUAACACCGCUUGAACUAAGUCCAUGUUUCUGUUUUGAUUUCUUAUGUAGUGAAGGAUCCAGUACUGCUAUAUUUUCUUCAUAAUUAUCCAGCAUUGGAUGCUGCAUUCAUUUUUACGAAGUUGUGCUAAAAUAAUUGAAUACAAUACACAUAUUUUGUACCUCCAGGAAGCGCCAUAUCGAUCGCCUUUCUACCUUCGUCUGUUUGUAUGUCCAUCUAACCACAUUUUAUAAACGACUUUUUCCCAGAAACUGCAGGGCGAAUUUCGAAGAAUUAUAUUGCAAAGUACGUAAAUCCAAUGCUUCUGUUCUGUACAUUUUUGGUAUCUUUUUAUGUAAUUCUUUAUUUAUUCUGAUUUUUAAUAACCAUUAAGGAACAGUCGAGUUGAAGCAAUUCGACAUGUCAAGACAUGUGACAUUCUAAUGUUGAUUUAAAUAGAUAUAUAAUUGAAUAACGGUAUUUGCACAUUGAACGCUAUGUAACUUUCAUGAUACAAUACUUCCAAAUUACGUAUAAGAACCGUUUACCAGAAAUAUCUUGCUUAGAUGUCAAACACAUUUGACAGUUAGUAUAAUAUUUACAUGACUAACAGGGAUAAGACUGUGUCAUCAAAGAUGUAGUUAGACACCAUUUUCCGUGUAUAACUGGUUGAUUUGCUAGCAUGUCAAAUCCUAUCUUAGUGUCCGGGACGAACUGAUUUUCGUGUCUGUGUUUUUCAUUGGUCAGUUGAAGUUGUAAAAAGAUUUUUAUACUCCCGUCUGUGAAUGAGCGGGACGUAUUAUGUGAACACCCGUGGCGGGCGGGUGGGUCGGCGUCCAAAAGCAUAGUCGAACAGUUUUCAUUCGAUCUUCACCAAAGUUGCUGACAAUGUUUGUGGGCAUAAUAUCUUGGCCAAGUUAUAAAACCAGCCAAAUCGCCUCAGGCACUCUUUGAUUACUUGAAAAACUGCGAUUUUAGCAUACAGCAUCAACAUUAUUACCUUUAUGAUACGUAACUGAAUAUUUUGACGGGCUUAUUCUGUGACAGUCUGGCACUCUUGUUCAUUGGAUAAUUUCACAGAAAUAAACCAUUUCCGAAUCCUUUAUAAGCACAUCAGUUACCCCGAAAAAGCCAAAAAGACUCUGGUAAACAAAAUAAUAAUGGGAGCUGGCAAGAUUUUGUUUGCCUUUCGUAGGCAAGUCAAAUUUUGUAUCUUUGAUUUUGUACUCUGUAUUUUUGCACUUUGGUAAAAUCUAGAACAUUUUUAUAACUUUCAUCUACAGAGAUCAUAUCUUAAUGCUAGACACAUGUAUAAUUGAUUUGUUAAGUUUUGUUUCUAUUCAGCUUUUCAGAAAACUACUUAUUAUUUUUGUUCAUGAGUGUAAUUUAGUAGAUUCUUGCAACUAUUGAUUUACGAAAAUUAUGUCUUAGAGUUAAGUCUGUUUGAACUGUUUAUUGUUCAGCUAGAAAAAAGGAAAAAUUAGCAUAAAUACGUCCAACAAGAAAGCGCAUCCCCUAAUCACUUAAUGCGUACUUUCAUUUAGAACUUGUUAUUAAAUGUAUGUCUUCCAGUCCAUUUCAACAUGAAUAUUCUAGGCCUUGUACAAUUCAUAGGAAAACAAAUUCAGAUGUAUUUCGGAAUAAAAAAAAAACUGAAACAAACUGAAAAUAUAACUUUUUAGGUAUUUCAAAGCAUUUAAGAAAAAGCUAAUAGACAAUAUGUUGUAUGAUUUAUGUUUGUUUAUAUCAAAACUAUUUGUUAAGGAACUUAGAAGCUCAUUAAUGCGUUAGUCUAUAGGGUUUGUGAAUUAUCAGUUUUCGUUUUUUAGUUUAUUGGUCAUUUAACGAACGUAUGUUCGACGUUGUUUAUGUGAUUUGUAUGAAUGUUAUAUAGAUAUCUAUAUAUGGUAUAAAAAAAACUCUGGCUUCGCACGUAGAUGAAUAAUUCUGGGAGCUAACAAGAUUGUCAUUAGUCCCCUACUGGUUGAAAAUCAGUUCCGUGGACUUUAGGAUUGCGCUUUUCAGUCAUUCCGUUCGUCCCCAAUUUCAUGUCCGGCUCAUAACUCUGUUAUACAUCAAGGAAUUUUAAUAUUACUUAGCACAAAUGCUACCCAAGAUGAGACGACGUGUCAUGCACAAGACUCAGACCCCUAGCUUACAGGUCAAGGUCAAUCUUGGAGGUCAAAGGUCAACAGGGCCUUUUUAUGUUCGGUCCAAAACUCUGCCAUCCAUGAAGAGAUUUUAAUAUUACUUGGCACAAAUGUACUCCUAAUAAGGCGAUAUGUUUUGCACAAAUUUCAGACCCCUAGCGCAAAGGUCAAUGUCAUACUUGGCAGUCAAAUGUUAACAUGGCAUGAUCAGAGUCUGUUUCAUGUCCGGUCAAGAACUCUAUCAUCGAUCAAGGGAUUGCAGUAGUACUUGGCAUAAAUGUUUCCCAUGUUAAGUCGAUGUCUCAUGCGCAAACCCAGUGCCCUAACUAAAAGGUCAAGGUCACACUUGGAGGUCGAAGGUCGAUAGUAAUUUUAAUAUUACUUAGCACAAACGCAACCCUUUACUCCUUUACUCAAAUGUCAAUGUCAUUGUCAGAGGUCAAAGGUCAAUAGUUUUUUUUUCCUUUCUGGUCCAUAACUCUGUCAUCACUUAAGGGAUUUUGAUAUAACCAGAAACAAAUGUUCCACAUAAUGUGACAGUGUCGUGUGCAAUAUCCAGACCCCCUAGUGCACACCCGAAGGUCAACACUCAACGUUGAUCCUUUCCUAUCCAGUCUGUAAAAUAUUUUAUAUAAGCUCAUGUGUCAUAUUGACCCAAUUAAAAAAUGUUAGUAUAUUUUCGUCUGAAUAACUUCCCUUUUAUAUUGAUUUCUUACAUUUUUCUCAUAGUAUUCCAUCAAUUUCAAAAUAAGAUGUUAUCAAAAUUGAAAUUAAGUCCUUUUUAGCUGAGUUUUUCUGAUCACUCGAUGUCUGUCUGUCGUUUGGUCAGAAUGAUAACCUUGAUGAAAUCUAGGCCGAGUUCGAAAAUGGGUUAUCUGGGGUCAAAAAAUAGGUCACUAGGUCAAAUCAAAGAAAAACAUUUUGUAUGCGAUAGAGGCUGUAUUUUUCAAUUGAUCUUCCUGAAUUCUAGUCAGAAUGAUUAACUUGAUGAAAUCUAGGUCGAGUUUGAAAAUGGGUUAUCUGGGAUCAAAAACUAGGUCACUAGGUCAAAUCAAAGAAAAACCUUGUGUAUGCGAUAGAGGCUGCAUUUUUCAAUUAAUCUUCAUGAAUUUUUGUCAAAAUGAUUGCCUUGA